Messenger RNA from Notodromas monacha, 2920 nucleotides. The record is from the annotation of a GenBank genome assembly. Lineage: Eukaryota; Metazoa; Arthropoda; Ostracoda; Podocopida; Cyprididae.
GCAGAUUCCUUUAGACGACAAAAUGCUGAUAAAGUGCGAUCUGCUCGCGACUCUGGUACUGCUCUGUUUAUUCUUCGACUUUGCGAAUUCCUCCAGCGAUGGUAAACAAACGGCUCUUGUUGGACAAACAGCUGCAAUCCCUCAGCACCAUGGAAACCAGGAAAGAUUCAUCAGAUUCGUGGUGAAACGUUGCAGCAAGAAAGCUUUUCAUCAGAAACACAGAGAGCAUGAAUCUUUGGCUGAACGCGUCCGCGCUUUGGAAUCUUGCGUUGUCAACAAACUCAGAAAGGUAUGCUCACCCACUGAGUUUAGCUUCGAGAACGGACGAUUUAUUGAGAUCCACAGUUCGAAAAAGGCGGAGAUUCCCAAAGAAAAUGAUCUUGCCAAACGUCGCAGCAAACGUUCUGCAAACGCCAGCAAACAAAAAUCAAAGGGACGUCGUCAAGUGACGAAUGAUUCGAACCGAAAGAAGCCGAAAUCAGAAACUCCUGACGACGAAUCAUCCCCCAAAGUCAAGUCGAAAUCUCGCCAAGCCAGAAAAAACUACGACAAUAGAAAACAUCACCACGAAGAAGAAGAAGAAGAAGAGGAAGAAGACGACGAGGAAAUUCGCGAGAGAAGCAAAGGAAACCAAAGGCGGAAGCAAAAGGGGAAGAAUAAAAAUCGACACGAAUCGUCAACUGAAGUUGAAGACGAUCAUGAGGCUGCGGAACAAAAGCGGAAGCCGAGUAGGAAAAGGCCGAAUAACAAUGAUGAUGAUGAAGUCAAGUCCAAGAAACAAAGUUCUGAAGGUUCGCGAAAGAGAACUGACGAAGAAAAAGACACUGAAUCCCGGAAAAAGUCUCAAAAAGACUAUACGAAAGACGACGUAGGAGGCGAUAAAAAUUUUGAGGUCAGACGGGAUUCGAACUCGCACCGCAAUCCUGUCGACGAAGAAGCUGCUGCUGCUGCUGCUGAUAGUGAAGCCAAUCACAAUAAAGCCUUCACCAGAAAUGACGAGGAAGUUGAAAAAAGAAGAACUCACUCUGAGAGCAAUAUUGAACAGCGUGAAGAAAUUUCAAAAUUAAAUUCCAAACCUCUGAAAAAGCGUCACGAAGAAGCAGUUACCAGCAGCAGUAUUUCUGAACAUGAAAAAAGGAAGCAAGACGAAAAGCGACCCGCCUUCAGCUAUGAAACACUCGACGCGUGGAACAAAAGCAAAGAAGAUCUCAUUUUGGGAGUGCAAACCAGCAGCAAAUCUGUCGAAGAAAGGACGUCAGGAAAUUCGAAGAGACCCGCAGAUAACGCCAGCAGCAGAAGAACCUCGCAUUCAAAUUUCCCGCCGUUGUGGGUUUUUUCGAAAGAGCCGUUUCUUGUCAUGGCCGCCGGCGAGUCGGCGUUUCAUCGCAGGGAACAAUCCGACAAGGAAGACAUCGUUAGAUUGCUUGUGUGUCGCGUAUCAGGAGAAGACUUGCUCAGCCGAAUCAAGAUGGACAGGAUCAAGCUUGCUCGCGUUGUAAAAGUUCUUGGCCGAACUGGCUCCCAAGGUCAAUGCACCCAAGUGAAGGUGGAGUUCCUUGACGAAUCAUCGCGUUCCAUCAUCCGCAAUGUGAAGGGCCCUGUUCGCGUCGGAGACACGCUCACGUUGCUCGAAUCUGAACGUGAAGCUAGAAGGCUAAGAAAAUCAGCAAUGGUAAAUGUUACGAUAUCCGAAGAGUGUUUUGGUCGGUUAUGUAACGGAGAUGAGGUUAAAGCAAUUCGGAUGAUAGAAAAUACUUCUGGUGCUGUGUUGGAACUCAUAAGCUAUGGUGCUCGCGUGAGGAACUUCCACAUUCCUGGUACCGAUGGGAAACUUGUUGACGUCGUUCUUGGACACGAUACUCUCGAAGAUUACUUGAAGGACGAUUCUCCGUAUUUCGGUGCUACAAUCGGUCGCGUUGCUAAUAGAAUUCAGAAAGGUGCUUUCAUACUUGAUGGGAAGUUGUUUCAACUGCCGGUUAAUGAUGGGGAGAAUCACCUGCAUGGGGGCCCGGAAGGAUUUAGUCGCAAAAACUGGUCCUCCGAAAUCUUGCGUGAUUCAGUCAAGUUCCAUUUGAAAAGUCCGGAUGGUGAUCAGGGUUAUCCGGGCAAUGUUUUUGUCAGUGUCGAAUAUUCAUUCCAUUCUCCUCGAAGCAUUCAGAUUUAUUUUGACGCAACUACUGAUGCCCCAACCCCGCUCUCUCUAACGAAUCACGCAUAUUUCAAUCUUGCGGGGCACGACGCUGGACGAACUGAAUUGCUGUGUCAUCAUGUGAAAUUGUAUUGUGAUAAACGUACGCCGACUGAUGAGUCCCUCAUUCCAACUGGACAAAUACUUCAAGUUGAAGGCCAAUAUGAUCUGCAAUCGAUGACUGAGUUGAAGGAAAAGAUCCCAGCUGAUGGCUAUGACGACAACUUUUGCCCCAUUAUGAACGAAAAACUAAAACCUUAUGCAACUGUUUUUCAUCCGCGUACAAAAAUACAAUUUCACGUAUCCGGGACACUUCCCGGUGUCCAGUUUUAUACUGGAAAUUUUUUGCCCAGUUCAAGACUGGGAAAAGGUGGAGUGCUGUACGAACGUCAAGGUGCAUUUUGUCUCGAACCCCAGCAUCAUCCAAAUUCAGUGAAUAAUCAUUUGUCUUCUUGUAUUUUGCGACCUGCUGAUCGUUAUAAACAUGUGAUUCUAUGGGAAUACGAUUUGGCUGAUGUUUAAGUUGACUUCGUUUUCGAAAUGCUCUUAAGAUGACGGACAGCUCUCUGCGUUGGAUUUUAUCGAAGCGAAAAAAUGCCUUCCUCUCUUUCUUAAUUUUUUCGAAAUCUUUGUUCUCUUGUGCUAAUAUUGAUCCGCGGAAAGGAUUAUUUUGAAUUUUGAAUUGAUGUUGGUCGGAUGUGCUCGAAUGAAGUAGUGGAAGGGGAUGCUGAA